UGUUGAUUUUUUCGUUUUUUUUGGAACGUAUUGUCGCUAAUCGACUAAUGCUUAUAGAAUCUGCUGUGAUUGUUGCAUGGGGCAUUGAUUGAAUUACUUCUGACAAAAACGGCAGCGCAGUGAUGGCUUCCGACCAGGAUUUGUAUCCAUUAAACCAAAACCUGUUGCGUUUGCUAACAGAGAAGAUCUACGAAAAACGUAAGACAGCUGCUUCGGAAGUCGAAAGGAUGAUGAAAGAAUUCGUGACAACCAAUAACACAGCCAUGAUCCAAAAACUUAUCAAAGUUUUGGCUCAGGAUUUGACUUUAUCCGAUAAUGGGCAUUAUCGAAAAGGCGGCCUGAUCGGGUUGGCUGCAGCGUCGAUUGCUUUGGGAAAGCACAUCCGAAUUUAUCUUCCCCAAAUAAUCAAACCGGUCAUCGCGUGUUUUAACGAUGCGGACAGUCGAAUUCGCUAUUUCGCUUGCGAAGCCUUGUACAAUGUGGUUAAAGUAGCGAGGGAAACGUCGAUGCCGUAUUUUCCAGAAAUAUUUGAUGUGUUGAGCAAGCUAUGCGCGGAUUCCGAUACCAAUACCAAAAACGGUGCCGAGCUUCUUGAUCGUCUGGUAAAAGAUGUCGUAAUAGAAAGCCGCACCCUUGAUUUGGAGAUAUUUGUUCCGCUGCUCCGUGAACGCAUUUAUGCAAAAAACCCCUUCGUCAAACAGUUUUUGGUUUCUUGGAUUAGUGUCCUAGAUUCUGCACCGGAAGUUAACAUCCUCGAUUAUUUACCGGAGAUUUUAGACGGUUUGUUUACAAUUCUCAGCGAUCCCAGAUUGGAAAUCCGGAAAGCAUGUGAGUCGUUGUUGGGAGAAUUUCUCCAUGGCAUCGUUACAAGUCCCCAGAACGUGGAUUAUGCAGCAAUGAUUAACAUUCUGAUUGCUCAUGCACAGUCACAAGACGAGUUGGUACAGUUUACUGCCAUUUUGUGGAUAAAGCAGUUCAUCAAACUUUCAGGAGAGCGGAUGCUGCCGUUUGCAUCGGGAAUUCUUAUUGCUGUUUUGCCGUGUCUCUCUUUUGAGAGUGACAGCCGGAAAAAUGUAAGGGAGAACGCUAAACAAGUUAAUCAGGAGUUGGUUCGCCUGAUUCCGAGAGAGAUGGAGGAUACUCCAGAGAAAUGCGAUGACAUCUUAACGUUGGAUUUACAUGGCAUUGUGGAUGUUUUGAUUGUGAACUUGAAGCAUGAUGCCGUGCCUACCAGACUGGCUUGUUUGCGAUGGGUGUACAGCCUUUUUGAUUUGGUACCCAGACGGACGUUCAAAUCAAUCGACAAGUUAUUUCCUGCAUUGUUAGUCGCUAUCCAGGAUACAUCCGACGAAGUUAUAUUAGCGACCUUGGAAGUGUUUGCAGAACUGAGUUCGGUCUGUGAUCAGCUGCAGGUGAUGUAUAAGUCGUCGGAAAACCAGCCCGAGAUCUCAUACUUUCGGCGAUUCAUUGGCGAAUUGCUACGGAUAUUUAAAGGUGACCGCUCGAUGCUGGAAGAGCGGGGACACUUCAUGAUUCGCCAGCUAUGCUUAUUGUUAAGUGCCCAAGAUAUCUACGAGGUCAUUGCGGAAAUUCUUCUUGAAGAAGCUGACCCGAAAUUUGCGUCUAUUAUGGUUCAAGCGCUGAGUAGCAUUUUGCUAACGGCCUCGGAAUUAUUUGAAUUACGCAAUCUUCUGAAGGACUUUUCUACCGCAGCAACUCACAAAUUGUUUGAGAAGUUGUACCGGUGUUGGGCAAAUAAUUCUGUGGCCGCUGUGGCGUUGUGUCUGCUCACUCAACGAUAUCAGCAUGCCUGUGCGAUCUUGGAGGUCUUUGCUGAUAUCGAUGUCACCGUGGAACAUCUCAGCGAAAUUGAUAAAUUGAUACAACUUAUUGAGUCACCUGUAUUCACCUAUCUUCGUAUGCAGCUGCUCGAUCCUGCGGUAAAUGGUUAUUUAGUGAAAGCUUUGUACGGUUUAUUAAUGCUGUUACCGCAGAGCGAAGCGUUCGGUAUUUUACAACGGCGACUGGACUGCAUUCCGUGGCAGAAACAUUCAGAAGAAACAGCAAAUGUCGGCAUUCCCAAGAACAGUUCCCGUGUUUCGUCAGGCUCCAAAAUUGACAUUGAUUUUGAAGAAUUACUCAACUAUUUUCGAAAACGACAGUACCUUCUACAAACGGAGUUACGUAAAGCCAGGCGCGCAAGCAAUCUACUGUCCUCCUUAUAAUCUUCGUUUGUUCGAUUGCGUGGCUAUUCCUUUUUGAGUCUUCGUCCGAGUGUUGCUAAACUGUGAUCAUUAGAGAACUUUUAUAAUUUUAAAUGUAUUAAUUGUGUCAGAACAUAACGAGACAACCGGUUGUCGUUGUAACUGAACCACAAAUCAAUAAAAACAAUAAAACUGAAAUUGUUAGGUUCUCUGGCUCCAGAUCAAACAUACAAAAUUAGUAAAAAGCAUACAGAAUUUCAGUGAUUUACUACUCCUUUUUGGCCGAUGCUUCUUGCUGUACGAAUUUCGGAUAUUUUUUCAGCGCAUCUGCCCACUUCGCUCGCCCCGCCACAAAAUCAGCGAUUAAAGGAACAACUUCA
Paramacrobiotus metropolitanus is the source of this 2584-nucleotide messenger RNA. Its product is annotated as protein VAC14 homolog. The transcript is spliced from 12 exons. Gene Ontology annotation, cellular component: endosome membrane; PAS complex. The record is from RefSeq and is a predicted model, not a curated record. Gene Ontology annotation, biological process: phosphatidylinositol biosynthetic process; positive regulation of kinase activity. Lineage: Eukaryota; Metazoa; Tardigrada; Eutardigrada; Parachela; Macrobiotidae. The coding region runs from base 123 to 2225 and encodes 700 amino acids.